Messenger RNA from Sinocyclocheilus anshuiensis, 1587 nucleotides. RefSeq names its product protein FAM46A-like. The transcript has 2 exons. Gene Ontology annotation, biological process: mRNA stabilization. Gene Ontology annotation, molecular function: poly(A) RNA polymerase activity; RNA binding. The record is from RefSeq and is a predicted model, not a curated record. The coding region runs from base 171 to 1352 and encodes 393 amino acids. NCBI's taxonomy places the organism in Eukaryota, Metazoa, Chordata, Actinopteri, Cypriniformes, Cyprinidae.
CAAACCGCGUCGAUUUAUAUAUAGCUGAUAACGAGUGCAACUGUGAAAUAACUGAGCUUUUCACAAACGAGUUUGCGUAGGAACUUCAUCUGUUUGGAGAGACAGGGGUAUCUGUGCGGGAGUAGACCAGAAGUUUUUGCCUUUUUAAACUGGUUGUUCUUUCCAUCGCCAUGUCCUCUGGUGAUGUGUCAGAGCAGUGUCGGCGGUUUUGCGUGUUAUCUUGGGAGCAGGUGCAACGUUUGGACUAUAUUCUUGGCGAGACGGUUCCAGUUCACGGACGUGGAAACUUCCCGACGCUUUCGGUUCAGCCGCGACAGAUUGUUCAGGUGGUUCGAGCGCGUUUGGAGGAGCGAGGCAUCACUGUUCGAGAUGUGAGGCUGAACGGCUCGGCUGCCAGUCACGUUCUGCACCAGGACACGGGGCUCGGAUACAAGGACUUGGACCUGAUAUUUGGCGUUUCGCUGUCAGAUGACCAGGCCUUCCGCGUGGUUAAGGAUGUGGUUCUCGACAGCCUGCUGGACUUCCUACCCGAGGGCAUCAGCAAGGAGAGAAUCUCAGCACUUACUUUGAAGGAGGCUUACAUACAGAAGUUGGUGAAGGUUUGCAACGACACCGACCGCUGGAGCCUCAUUUCGCUCUCCAACAACACCGGCAAGAAUGUUGAGCUUAAGUUUGUGGACUCUCUCAGGCGCCAAUUUGAGUUCAGCGUGGACUCCUUCCAGAUAGCCUUGGACUCCCUUCUUCUGUUCGACCGCUGUUCAGAGACGCCCAUGUCAGAGUGCUUUCACCCGACGGUGUUGGGCGAGAGCAUGUACGGGGACUUCGAGGAAGCUAUCGGCCAUCUUUGCAACAAGGGCAUCGCUACGAGAAACCCAGAGGAGAUCCGAGGUGGCGGGCUUUUAAAAUACUGCCACCUUUUGGUGCGCGGGUUUCGGCCGACUUCGGAAACGGAGAUGAAAUCGCUCCAGCGGUACAUGUGCUCUCGGUUCUUCAUUGACUUUCCGGACAUAGGCGAACAGCAGCGAAAGCUGGAGGCAUACCUGCAGAAUCACUUCGCUGGAAUGGAGAACAAACGCUACGACUGUCUGGUCACGUUAUACCACGUGGUCAAUGAGAGUACUGUGUGCUUGAUGGGACACGAACGCCAGCAGACAUUAAAUCUUAUUUCCAUGCUCGCACUGAGGGUGCUGGCUGAACAGAACGCCAUCCCCACAGUUACCAACGUCACAUGCUAUUACCAGCCGGCGCCGUACGUGCGAGACAUCAACUUCAGUAACUACUACAUCGCUCACGUGCAGCCGCUGGUGCACACCUGCAGUAGUUCCUAUCCGAUGUGGCUGCCCUGCAACUGACCUCUGAGUUCAGCCCUCGUAUCUUCCCAUGUGGUGACAAGAUAUGCAAAAAACUGUUUCUUUCCAAACACAAAAAUGGACGUUUAGGAGGAGCUUUUUCAAAGCAACAGCAAUUGUUUUUAUGCUAAAUGUGACAUAUAUAGAAUGACUGUUCACUGCUGUAUGUCUGAUUUGAGCCGAUCCUUACGUAUUCUGUUCUGCAGAGUGGAUGAAGAUCUUUUUCACAUGUAGCAGG